AUGGCCACGUUAACCAUCAUUGUUUUGGUCAUUGGUCUGACUGUUUUGUGGAGAUGCAGAACAAAGUUAUUCAGAGCAAGAACUGUGUAUGAAAACGGAAGCCUUGUGGUCUUCUCAUUUGCACAAAUAAAGAACUCAACAAAAAAAUUCUCUGAAAAACUCGGAGAAGGUGGUUUCGGCUGUGUUUUCAAGGGGACAUUGCCAGGUUCUGCUGUAGUGGCCGUCAAAAGGCUAAAAUGCCUUAGGCAAGGUGAGAAGCAGUUUCGAGCAGAGGUGCAGACCAUUGGGAUGAUUCAACACAACAAUCUUGUCCGUCUACUUGGAUUCUGUGCUGAUAGCAGUAGCAGGUUAUUGGUGUAUGAGUACAUGGAAAAAGGUUCUUUAAACUCACAUCUCUUCUGCAAGGAUUCUGCAAAACUGAGCUGGAAACUGCGGUACCAUAUAGCACUUGGAACAGCAAGAGGCCUGGCUUAUCUGCACGAGGAGUGCAAGGAUUGCAUUAUACACUGCGACAUGAAGCCGGACAAUGUACUUCUUGAUGCACAGUUCUGUCCCAAGAUUGCCGACUUUGGUAUGGCGAAGCUUCUUGGUCGAGAUUUCAGUAGGGCCCUGACAACAAUGAGAGGGACCAUCGGAUACCUUGCACCGGAGUGGAUCUCAGGGCUGCCGAUCACACACAAGGCUGACAUCUACAGCUAUGGAAUGAUGCUUUUUGAAAUCAUAUCAGGGCGAAGAAAUGCGGAGAAAAUUAAAGAAGGGAACUUUACUUACUUUCCCAUCUUUGCUGCAGUCAAGCUGCAUGAAGGGGAUGUUAUGUGCCUGUUGGAUAGAAGGUUGGAAGGCGAUGCGGAUGUGGAGCAGCUGAGCAGAGCUUGCAGAAUUGCAUGUUGGUGCAUUCAAGAUGCUGAAGAUCAUAGGCCAAUGAUGGGGCAAGUUGUUCAGAUGCUAGAAGGUGUUCUGGAUGUCGAAUUACCUCCCAUUCCAAGGUCACUGCAGAAUUUUGUGGGUAUGGAGGAUUGA
Triticum turgidum subsp. durum (durum wheat) is the source of this 1020-nucleotide messenger RNA. The record is from the annotation of a GenBank genome assembly. Lineage: Eukaryota; Viridiplantae; Streptophyta; Magnoliopsida; Poales; Poaceae.